GUGCCACUGCUAGUUAACAGUCAUGUGACCAUGCAUCCUCCAUUUUUAGGAAGGAAUCUGGGCGAGAGCAUUUACUGACGAGACUUGCAGCUCAUUUUCAGUUUGACAUGUCAUUGUGUUUCCUGUGAAGUUAUGGCCUCCGGACAAGUAUUUUGACACCAAACUGUGACACAAUGAAAGUGGCCGUUGUUUUUGUUCUGCUCUUCGCCACAGUUCUCUGCCGGCCGGCGAGAAAACUUUCUGACAGCAGUUCAGAGAGCUCUGAGGAAGUGGUGAGACGACCAGCAGCUCAACCCAUCAGGAAACAGGCGGCAGUGGUUCCUCAGACCCAUGCAGCACCCGUACAGAAUGUUGUAGCAGCAGCUGCUGCCGGCUCAGACGAGAGCACAGAGAGUUCAGAUGAAGAAGAGCAGGCGGCAGCAGAGGCUCCAGUUGAAGUCAAAUCUGAUAGCACAGACACAGCUUUGUCCUCAGAUACAGACUCUGUCAUCAGCAAGGACAGUGAAGACAGCGAUGAUGAUGACGAUGAAGCAGAGGAAACCGAGGAUGAAUCCAGCGACAGCUCAGAGUCGGGAGAGUCCUCCACCCUCGCUCCCGCCACCGAUACCCCUGUGGUCAUCACAGAGGAACCCGUGGCUGAAACCACACCUGAGCCAAUCAUUCCUACUAUUGUCACCGACAUGGAGACAGCCCGCGGUGACAACUUGGGACGCUACCCCAGUGACUACAAGUCCAUUGUCUACGUUGAGGACAAAUCCUACCACAAGGUCCCUGCUCCCUACAAGUCCUACGAGUUUGUUGGCGCAGGAAAGAAGAUGGCCUAUGACAUGACAAACGUCAAUGAGGUGGAGAAGUCACUGCAGGUGUACAAGGCUCUCCAGGUCCACUCCGAUCUCCUGGAGGAGGACACCAGCACCCCUGAGGUGGAGAGCCAGGGCUUGGAUGCAUCCUCCGGCACCUCUAAAGACCAGGACCUCAGUCCCCGACAGGCCUCCCUCCCAGAGGAGGAGGAGAGCGCUAGCACCAGCGAUGCCACCACCAGCGAGAGCUCCAGCACCCCAGAGGAAGAGGAGGAGAGCGCCAGCACUGCCAGCGACAGUGCCAGUGCCAGCAAGGAGUCAGAGGACGAUGAGAGCCAGAGCAGUGAGGAGGCCACAGCCACGCCCGGAGCUGCUGACAGCGAAUCAGAUGAGAGUGACAGCACUGAGAGUGACUCAGAUGAGGAGGGGGCCGGACCUGACACCACCACUGACAUGCCAGUGGUCAUCACUGCCAAAUAAGCCCCAGCCAUACAGGAAAUGGAGUGGUUGGUGGUGUCAGAUAGAUUCAUAUAAAGAGCGCAUGCUGCAUCCAGGUGCAAAAAGCCCCCUCCAGAGCCACUUUCCACUGUAGGGCCAAACAGGGACUGCCAAGGCUUAAUUAUUAUUGAUUUCAAUGUCUUCAGCCAAUAUUUCUAUAAUUAUUUGUGCAUCUUUUGAGAAACAGAAAUGCCUUUUCUUCUGGGUUAUAUUUAAAUAAACCAAUAACUCCUGCAUUCUGUGGUCUAGUUGCCCUGGUAAAUCCAAUGUUUGACCCCACAGGGGAGAAGUGGUUGAUAUAACUUUAUAGGCCAUUGAAAGUGAUGACUGCUACCUGCAACAGGAGGUUGACUGACCUCAUGACCUUUACCCCCUCCCCUGUCCCCUCUGUUGCUGCAGGGUAAAAGGUCAAAACUGGAAAAGAACAAAGAAACAAACACAGUUGAGUCCUGAUAUCUACACUAGCACAACACUGCAUUUAAUCAUUAAUUAAUAACUGCAAUAUACAAACCUACAUUGUUUUUGUGCUUAUAAAAUGAGACAGAAAAGCUCACAGUUUAUUUAAAUAUUUGUAAUCAUUUCAAGCAUAAUAAAAUUUAAACUUGACAUUAAGCCAUACAUUUGCUGCCUGUGUGGCUUAGCUUUGUUGCUUGCUAGUAUUAAAUCUGCUGGUGUAGAUAAAAGGAUGAAAAACAAGGAGAAACUCAUCAUCAAAUACAGGGUUCAAUCAGGUAUAGAUACAGUACACACACACAACACAGUCCUGUUCAUUUGCACAGUUCCUACCUACACUACAUGUUGUUUGUUCCAUGUUGUUUACUGUAAUGUAUCAUAUUGUACCAUUUCUAAAAUAUUAAUAAAGUUCUUUUUCAUAAAAAUA
This is a messenger RNA of Siniperca chuatsi (mandarin fish), 2178 nucleotides long. It is a transcript of the gene spp1, whose product is annotated as secreted phosphoprotein 1. Lineage: Eukaryota; Metazoa; Chordata; Actinopteri; Centrarchiformes; Sinipercidae. Gene Ontology annotation, biological process: ossification; cell adhesion. The record is from RefSeq and is a predicted model, not a curated record. The transcript is spliced from 8 exons. The coding region runs from base 174 to 1280 and encodes 368 amino acids.